AUGUCUGGCCGAUUUAUCUCUGGUGGGACCAUUGGCGCCGGCGAGGACACGGAAGCUGGCGCGAGCACUGGUAGCAUCAACCGUCCUGCCGACGGCCCCGACGCGGCGCGCAAGGCGGCCGAAUGGGACAAGGUGCAACAGCAGCUUGACGCGGACCGGCGACGCCGCGCGCAGGCGGCGGCGGCGGCGGGGGGCGAGGAGCGUAGCCUGUACGACGUGCUGCAGAGCAACAAGGCGGCCAAGGAAGCGGCGGCGGCGGAGGCGUCAAAGCUGACGAACCAAUUCCGGGCGCUGGACGACGACGAGGUGGCCUUCCUGGACGAGGUGAGGGCGAGACGGCGGGCGGAGGAGGAGAGUGUGAGACGGGAGACGGAGGAGGGGCUGAAGAAGUUUCGGAGGCAGUCGGCGAGGAGAGAAGACGGGCGGGGAGUAGAGCAGGAGGAGGAAGAGGAGGGGGAGAGCUGGGGGACGAGGAAGAGGAAGAGAGGGAGGGAGAGGGAGGGUGGAAAGGGAAUGGGCGUGGUGAGGAGGAGAGUGGUGAGUGGGGUGGACGAGGGGAAGAAGGACGGGGAGGAAGAGAAUAAGACCGAGGAGAAAAAGAUUGAGGAGAAGAAGAUCGAGGAGAAGAGGGUCGAGGAGAUGAAUAUGGCAAAGAGUGGAGAGGAACAACUACGGAAGAAGACGGCGCUGGCAUUGGUUGAUUAUGGCUCGGAUAGUGACGAUUGA
Beauveria bassiana ARSEF 2860 is the source of this 726-nucleotide messenger RNA. RefSeq lists its product as uncharacterized. The record is from RefSeq and is a predicted model, not a curated record. Bases 1 to 726 code for a protein of 241 amino acids. Gene Ontology annotation, cellular component: nucleus. The transcript has a single exon. NCBI's taxonomy places the organism in Eukaryota, Fungi, Ascomycota, Sordariomycetes, Hypocreales, Cordycipitaceae.